Molecule: messenger RNA, 4070 nt
Organism: Sturnus vulgaris (Common starling)
Lineage: Eukaryota; Metazoa; Chordata; Aves; Passeriformes; Sturnidae
Source: RefSeq, a predicted model, not a curated record
AUAAUGAAAGAUCCAUUAUUGUACAAUGGCCUACCAGGGAAAUGGAGCCUGGACUUCACAGUUAUUGCUGGAUAGCUUUGGUGAUGGGGAUUCAACCCACCAUACUUUGUAAGAUCGUGCUUGGGAUAGCUGAAAUACCAGGCUUUUUCUAAGGAAUGAAUUGCCAAACAGUGAAUCUGAAAAAGGUUCAUGAUUGCUCUGUGGUAGGGUAGGUUUUGCUUUUUCUUCUGUGUUCUAGUUGGAAGACACUGAAAGCUGUUGAGUUACCCUGGAUCUACACGUGGGUAGUGAGCUAGUUAAUGUCAGUUUUGUUGUUGAUUUUGGCAGCAUUUGUUUAUAGGCUUACAAGGAUUUUUUAAAUUUAUAGGAUAAUAUUGUGAUUAUCUGGGAGCAUAAGGUGAGUCAUGGUUCUUACAGGCAUGAAAUGCUCCUUCAAUUACUCAAGCUUCAGCCCUAGUCAUAGAUUUUUAGUCAUAAAUUCUAGUCUUGUGUUGCCAAGAAAAAUAAGAGGACAAAAUCCAUUAGAAGCAGUAGGUGAAGUGUUCUAAUGGUAGUACCUUGAUGCUGUAAACCUGCCCCUUUCUUCCACAUCACAUUUCUAACCAUCAUGCUUUAAUCUGCCUGUGUCUGACAUAAGGAAUUUGAGCUGCUUCAGUUUUUCUUUAACUCGUAGGCACACGUGCUUGCCAAACUUCUGGUUUUGGUGAGAUAAACAGGUAAUCUUUCUGAUGUGAUUACUGUAAAAGCUCUAAUUUUCAAUCCUCCAGUUACUAGAAUCACUAUUUAAAUUUACUUUACUCUUCCACUCUUUUUUAUGAAGAGUAACUGUCAGAAAACUAGAUGUGAUAUUCCUUCCCACUGCUGUUGGUGCACCUCCCAUAUUUUAUUCAGCCAAGCCCUUCAAUCACACUGUCUUACCCAACAUCUUCAUUAUCCUCCGCACUUUUUUUUUUUUUACAUCUAUUUUGUCGUAGGACAGAGUGCUGCAUUCUUAAAAGUACUUUUUCAAUGAUUGCUGGGCUUGGGCUGCAAUAAGACACUUUUUGUCUGCUUUCAUGUAGACUGCUUUCAAGGAGGUUUCUUUAUCUUUUUUGCUUAUUCACACGAGCCAGGAUCUUCUUAGGAGCCUGGGGCGGGGGGGGUGACUUCUAAUAACAUUAAAUAUUUCAGGCCUGGGAACAUAUUCCUGUACAAACUGAAUAAAAUAUACACCAUCAUUAAUGAUUUUUCAGUUACAGUCAUAUUACAGGAUCUACUAGUUAGCCAGCUUUAAUCUCUCUAAUGUGUCAUGUUGUUUCAGAAUUGGUUUAGUUCCCUAAUCAACAUGUCAUGGAGUAGCCAACUGUAAUACAUUACAGAGCAUUUAGCAAAUUGCAUCAACAUUAUCACUUAAAAAAAAUUAUUCCAUUGUUUUCCCCAGGAUUGAUGGCACAGAAAGCAGGCUUAUGAUUUGUUUAGUGGUACUUUGAAAAAUAUUGGUGGGGAGCUGGCAUUUUUCCAAUCUUCUGCAGUUUCCCAGUUUUUCAAAGCCUUAUUAAAAAUUGAUAUUGAUGGACAAGCUUUUCAGCUCUCCCAGUGUGGAAUGGUCCCUCGAGAACAGGUUGCAUAGCCAACAUCUGUGAAGGGGGAAACCUCUGCUCUGCAGCUUAAGAGAGUUAAAUUACUCAUCCCUGCCUCCGAGUUAGGAAACAGAGGCUGAUGCAAAGUUAGGUGACUUUAGUGAAGUCUUGUUGCCAGUGAGCACUGAGCCCCUUGGUGUGACCAGAAACAGCCAGGCACCCUAGGUACCUUCAUUCUGACCACAAAAAGUGAAAGUGCAAAAUAAAGCUUAUUGGUUGUGGGACUGGCCAAAGAGUAUGAAGCCCAGCCCUGAAGAGCUGCUUGAAAGGAAAGGAUGUCAAAUUCAUAUUCUGCCUCUCCUUGUUGCAGCUGCAGCCUGUUCCUUCUCUGAUCUCCAGGCUGGGCUUGCAGCCUUGGUUCCUGCGCAUCCGCUGUGCCUUCAGCCCCGUGCUCACUGAGAUGGAAAUGCUCAAGUGGUGGCCCUGUCACGUAGCACACUCUGAGUUAUGUAAUCAACUGCUUCAUAGGGGUUUAAAACUACCAAUGCAGAGAGGAGAAAGCACUAAAUGAAAUGCCUGUGGAGGACAACAAUGAAUUAGGUCAUCUAUUAAAUUUUUCAUCUCUUGAGUCUGUUCAAGCCCAGCAGCAUCAGAAGCAGUAUAAGUCUGAGAAUUCAGAAUCUUAAAAUGAGAAAGUAAUGGGUGAAGAGCCCAUUAUGAAACAGAUAUAAAAAUGAACUGCAUUGCUUCUCUCCCUUUCUUUUUGCCUUUCAGAAUGCAGCAGAAAGACUUUUGUUGGUCAAACUGACUGUGUGUCCAUCUCGAGUUUAUUAACCUCCUUGCAUAUCAAGCUGAACAUUAAUCAUUUGCCAAAAGGAAACUAUUUCGUACCAGGAUGGAUAAUGCAGCAUGAAUGAAAGAUAUUUCACAAAGUCUUGUGUAACUCAGAAGGAAGCAAAAUUAUUUUAUUUAAUAUACGAUUAAAUCAGACCGCAAGAAAAGUCUCGCCUUAACUCUUCUCUCCCCUUCCACAUUGUACGAGUGGUAUAAUCAAAAUUUAAACCACUGUACAUGGGCAUAGCUCCCUUCGUAUCACUGGAGGUUAGCUGACUUCUAGCAGCAGAAAGUAAAAUCCUUGUGCUUCAUAGUAGGUUUGCUGGUUUUUGACUUCCCCUUGGCUUGUUUUUCAGGAUACCACUCUACUAUUUGAUAGCCUAAUAUAUACUGAUGAGAGGGUGAUAAUAAUAUUCUACCACUUGCCUUCUCUUCCCUCACUUUUCAUCAUAUUGUCCCCUUGUUCAAACUUUUUAUCAUCAUUUGAACAGAGAAGAGGAGAAAUCGUCACACUCUCAGCCUGUUAUCGAGAUGCAGAACAGGGAGAAAAAAGUGUGCUGAUCUCUGGAUAUCCCUCCCUGCAUCUCUGCUGAAGAAGACACUGACUGCAUCUCUAAUCGGAUUGCUUAAGCUCCCAUGCACAACCUUCUUCUUAUUAGCAAGUAUUAGAGAUGGCUAACAGAGGACCAAGCUAUGGCUUAAGCCGAGAAGUUCAGGAGAAGAUUGAACAGAAAUACGAUCCGGAAUUAGAGUCUAGGCUGGUGAACUGGAUUAUUGUACAGUGUGGAGAACAGAUAGAGCACCCUCCUCCUGGAAGGCAACAUUUUCAGACCUGGUUGAUGGAUGGAACGCUGUUAUGCAAGUUAAUAAACAGUUUGCAUCCAAAGGGAAAUGAGCCUAUUGCAAAGAUCUCUGAAUCAAAAAUGGCUUUCAAGCAGAUGGAACAAAUUUCUCAGUUCUUAAAAGCUGCUGAAAUCUACGGAGUAAGAACAACAGAUAUUUUCCAGACAGUGGAUUUAUGGGAAGGGAAGGACAUGGCAGCAGUGCAGAGAACCUUAAUGGCUUUGGGCAGUUUGGCAGUCACCAAGGAUGAUGGCUGCUACAAAGGAGAUCCCUCCUGGUUCCACAGGAAAGCACAGCAGAAUCGACGAGGAUUUUCAGAAGAGCAGCUCCGGCAGGGACAGAACGUAAUAGGCCUUCAGAUGGGCAGCAACAAGGGAGCAUCACAGUCGGGUAUGACAGGCUAUGGGAUGCCAAGGCAGAUCAUCUAAAAGCAUCUCUGUCUGUGGAGAAAACACUCUUUCUGCAGCAUGGUCUGUUAAGGGGAAAAAAAAAAAAAAAAGAAAAAAAUGCUUAUUAGUUCCCUUUCUGCCUGGUUUUUAAUAGUUAGUGCUCUCUAAGGUUUGGGGUAUUUUUGGUUUGGUUUGUUUUCUUUGCAGCUGCAAGAGCUCGCCUAGGAACUUGGGUUUUUGUGGUGGUGUGUGUCAGUUCACAGCACGUGCGCACUGCUGCCUCCUACUUUUCACUUCUGAACUAUGCAAAGACAAUUAUUCUGUAUUAAUUUAUUUGCAAAGUGUUAUCUUCCAUAUUUGUCUCACACUGCACUUGUAUUUCAACCUCGUUCUUCAAUUCAGUGAUGAUAUUGUUUGACUGAAGAAUAAAGACAAAUUAAAGACA